GCCAGUCGAAAGUUGCGGUGUAAAGUUUCUCCCAGCUAAAGUUUUUAGAGAUGUCACCGACAGAGCUUGUUUACGUUUUUGUCUUGUUGUCCUCUGUGGGUUUUGGACAAGUCAUCAAGCAUGUCAGGAUUCCAGUACAGAAGCAAUUGAUAUCUACCUGUGUCGGGGUGGUGAUGGUUGUGGGUCUUUGUGGGUGGCAGACAUACCAUUCCGUUCUGUCGGUAGCUGUGACGGUAGCCAUCAUACGAGGAAUUGGUCCCAACAGGAAUUGCCACCUGUGGAGUUUUGCAUUCUCAUUUUCCUACCUUCUUGUCUUUCGUCUUGGAUAUCUGAUCGGUUUACCAGCUCCUACAGGCUUUUCUAAUGUUGUUCAGUUGCUUCUAACACUGCGGCUCGUUGGGAUCUCAUUUGAGAUAUACGAUUCCCAUGCUGCUAAAGCUAGAGCCAGAGAUGAAAGUAUCAAUCACAAUCAGCAGAAUGGAAAACCUCGUUAUAAAGCUUACAUUCAAGAACCCAAUAUUGCCGAUAUCUGCCACUACAGCUUUUGUUUCGUUGGACUUUUUUCAGGUCCAUAUUACACCUACAAGACGUACUAUGACAUGCUGCAAUGUACUCAUUCCCCUUCUAUACCUACCACUUGGCCAAUUAUUGAGAAACUCAAGACAUUAAUUCCUCUUGGAGCAGCUUAUGUAGCGUUGUCUUUCUUCAAAUGUUCAUCAGCACCCUUCUUCCUGUCGGAGGAGUUCUAUUCAUAUGGGUACUUUCAGAGGAUCUAUUUUACUGUUGUGUUGGUCACUGCAUAUCGUCUGCGUAUGUAUGCUGCAUGGCUGUUGGCAGAAUGUGUUUGCAUCUCGGCAACGUUAGGCUAUCCUGUGUCUACCAAACCAAAGGUCGGACUGGGGCCUAGUGUUCAACCUGUUGAGAAUGAAACAUCGAAUUCUGAACUAGUCAAAUAUAACUACACCACUAUACAGAACAUAGACUGGUACCACUGCGAGAGUACCACAGACUUCCGUAGUGCCAUGCGAUACUGGAACAUGACUGUCCAGUGGUGGUUGAAGAACUAUGUGUAUGUUCGAUUUCCGCACAGAUCCUGGAGUACGUUGGUCACAUUCCUCGUUAGUGGUUACUGGCAUGGUAUCCACCCAGGCUACUUCCUCUGUUUCCUGACUACUCCCAUGAUCCUUAUCGCCGAGGAUCGGAUGCGUGUCUUCCGUCAUGGUGAUGCCAUCUUCUGGUAUGACAAAGUGGGCUGGGUCAUGAAAUGUUACACCUUCCAAUAUGUCCACAUGGGUUUUCAGCUUCUGGGAUUCUGGGAAACAAUGCGUCAUUGGGCAUCCACGUACUUCCUGGGUCAUUUACUAACCGGAUUCUUUCUGGCAGUGGCGAUAGUAUUCAAGCCCAGGAGAACUGAGAAAAAAGUGGAGUGAGAUUGCAUCAGUUUGGAAACAAAGUCUCACUAUUCUCGCAGGAGAUAGACCUUACUGUGAGUUUGUGUGUAGAAACUAACUGUCCAGGUCAUAGUAAAGAUGUAAACCAUUAAGUGCUGGGGACAAUUUUGUGCCAAUUCUACUGCAUGCACAUACCCAAGUGUACUCCAGUGCACAAAUAUGCCGUAGCUUAUGCACAUUCAAACGAAAAUUGGUGUCAUUCGUUACAUGCAUGUCAUCAGUGUACAAUGUACCAUGUAUGUGUUUUGUCCUGCCAUGCGUGGCUUCCAUUCAGGCAGCUGUUCAGCCUGAGUUUAAAGAAACAUCUUAACUGCUGUUGCAUCAUGCUGGAGCACGUGACCUGCAUUCCAAAAAUUGAUAUUGGUCAGGAGCCAUUUAAAACGUGUAUGAAUUGAAUGUCAGAGUGAUGUUACUGCAGUUAAUCUGGCAUUAGAAUGCUUCUAAUGAGUUCUUGGACAGAUUAAUGGACAGAACCCUGGACAGUACCCUGGAUAGAAUUGUGGACAGAACCCUGGACAGGGAACCCUGGACAAAUCCUGGACAGAAGUCUGGACAGAAGUCUGGACAGAAUCCUGGACAGAACCCUGGAUAGAAUUGUGGACAGAACCCUGGACAGGGAACCCUGGACAAAUCCUGGACAGAAGUCUGGACAGAAGUCUGGACAGAAUCCUGGACAGAAGUCUGGACAGAAGUCUGGACAGAAUCCUGGACAGACCCAUGGGCAUAAUCCUCAUCAUUUUUUGUAUAUAUUUUAUGAGUUCUGGGUAUGUACAUUGUAAACUAAGAAAUCAGGAAAAAAAUGUUUUCAGGGAUUAUUGACUAAAAGAGGGUUGUAGAAUAAAUGUGCUAUAAUUUUUUGAGAAUAAAGCAUUUUAGAUAAAUUUUGUAAUGUGGAAUCUUAUAUCUUUUCAGUGUGGAGGCUGUUAAAAGUCUCAGUGACAUGAUUUUGAUAUGAAUAUAGACAUGUAAAACAGGUGACAUUGUUAAUACAUGUUGAAGUAAUUAAAUCAUUUUCUAAACAUGGAAUUUUGCACCUGGAAAGUAAGUUUCCACCUACUGUAAAGUUUAGUUUCAGGAACCCUUGAGAAUAUACAUCAUGUAAGCCUUAGUAUAGCAAUGACUGUAGUUAGAUUUCAACUAGUUAAGUUCAAUUCCAACUGAGUACUGAAGAUUAAUGGAUGUGAGAGGAAACAUUGAAAGUUAUCAGUACUGCGUGUAGGUUACCUGUCCUAUUAUCAACAGACAUGCAGUUUUUCCUGAGGCUAGCUGUUUCCCCUCUUCAAACUAUAUAUGCGGCAUUACAAAUUUGACACUGCAAUUUUUUUAAAAAUCAAUUAAUUUAUUUUUAUUGAUUUAUUCAUUUUGUCCUGAUUAUCCAAAUCUUUGCACGCUAACAUCACACUCUAUACCUCAUCGAAUGUCUAUUUGAUAACUUUACAGAUUACAAAGUACUGUAACUGCCAUAAAUGCACCAUGCACGCGCAUAACUGAACCAAGAAAUUUCAGGGGAAUGAAUGGAUGUUGGGACACUACCAAUAUGGAGUUGGACAUAGUAGCUGGUAAAGUGUCAGUCACUAGUAAAAUGUUUCCAUUUAUAAGGGCAUUCAAAUUCAUCUCCUGGUUCAUUGUUAAAUAACUACAGGUAUAUAGACCACUCUCAUUUUGCCUACAACCAUAGUUUAAGUAGCCACUGCAGGAAAACACGACUGUGUUGAUGUAAUGUUCUCUCUCUCUGUCUUUCAUACUGUGAAUUCCUUUCGAAAUGUCUUUUUUGUCUAUGGAUAUGAAUUGAACUUGACAAAAGAUCACUGUUAUUCUUACAUAAUGGUGUUUAUUCACAUGAUUUGAUUACCAAUUAAAUACAGUCCUCAUUGUAAAAUAUUUUUUGUAAUGAACAAUUAAAUUAUAGAGUUAAUUUUGAUAAUUAUGAAUAACCUCAUGCUUUCAUAAGUUGUCAAAACGUAGCUAAAAGAAUUUUUGUUCAUCUUUUUCUUUGUAAAAAGGUGAUUCAAAAUAGACAUCAUUGGAUGUUCUGUUUUUGACAGAUUUUUAAAAAUUAGAGUACACCUGUUUUGGGGGUAAAAACAGGAUUAUUUUGUGAGGUUUGUACUCUGACAUUGUUUUGAUAUUAUCUGUUGAGAAAUUUUCACUAUGAAUUUUGGAGUUUUCUGACUAAACCAGUCAAGUUACUUUCUUUGCUCUAUCGGUUUGACUUUUGCUUUUUCACAACAUUCCUCAAAUAAAGUAUAUUAACACAUUUCAUAACGUG
Messenger RNA from Acanthaster planci (crown-of-thorns starfish), 3720 nucleotides. Its product is annotated as lysophospholipid acyltransferase 7-like. The record is from RefSeq and is a predicted model, not a curated record. Lineage: Eukaryota; Metazoa; Echinodermata; Asteroidea; Valvatida; Acanthasteridae.